Molecule: messenger RNA, 1019 nt
Organism: Saprolegnia diclina VS20
Lineage: Eukaryota; Oomycota; Saprolegniomycetes; Saprolegniales; Saprolegniaceae
Exons: 7
Coding region: 27-992 (321 amino acids)
Molecular function (GO): Hsp90 protein binding; Hsp70 protein binding
Source: RefSeq, a predicted model, not a curated record
GCGGGUCGGAGACGACCGCGGGCAGCAUGCCGUCGUCGGUGCUGAGCGCGUCGACCAAGAAGAGCCACCACCCGGGCAUCGCUGGCUCCGGGGUCCUCGAGAUCAAGCUCAAGCAAAAGCUCGCCCUCGACCCGCAAGCCGUCGUCUACCGCGGCAUGACCGACGAGGUUGUGCCCAAGUCGUCGAUCAAGCGCCAGCACAAACACCGACGCAACCCAAAGGUCAACGUGACGCUCGAGAACCUCGCGCCCGAUCACUCGUUCAAGAAGGAGCGGGGCGAGAUCAUGGAGAAGCUCUCGUUUCCAUCGCCGACGCGCCAGCUCCUCGAGAAGCAAGUCGGUUUGAAAAAGACCAAGCAAAAGCAAGCGACCGACGCCCUGCCACCCGUGGCCGGCGCGUUCAAAAAGCGGCAAAUUCCGCCAUCCAACUUUCCAAGCUCGUACAACCGCGGACACGUCCCGGUGUGUGUCGAGCCGCGCACUGGCGGCAACCACCUCAAGUGGACCAAGCGCAUUGAAGAGAUCGACUACGCAGUCGUCCUGCCGCUCUUCUUUGAAGGCACGCGGGAAAAGGAAGAGCCGUACCACUUCCUCGCCUCGACAGGAACGAUUGAGCUCCUCCAGCACGGCCGUAUGUUCCCGGAGAAGGUCCACGCUUGCCUCCACAAGCUCAUUGCGCCGAUCCGCAUCGCACUGAACACGCGGGACAUGCCGCUGAUUUGCGAGACGCUCAAGAACAUUCAAUUGCUCCUGGAUGUCGAAGGCAUUGGGCCGGCCCUCGUGCCCUACUACCGACAACUGCUGCCAGGACUCAACACGUUCAAGAACAAACGACAUAACCUCGGCGACGCGAUCGACUUUAGCCAGCGACGAGACACGGAUGUCGGCGCGCUCAUCCAAGCGACCCUCGAAAAGAUGGAGCGCAUCGGCGGCCCCGAUGCGUAUGUGAAUAUCAAGUACAUGGUGCCGACGUACGAAGGCAUCAACAACUAACCGCACAACACGACGACAAUUUGUCUA